This is a messenger RNA of Colletotrichum gloeosporioides, 3204 nucleotides long. RefSeq lists its product as uncharacterized. The transcript has 2 exons. Lineage: Eukaryota; Fungi; Ascomycota; Sordariomycetes; Glomerellales; Glomerellaceae. The record is from RefSeq and is a predicted model, not a curated record. The coding region runs from base 1 to 3204 and encodes 1067 amino acids.
AUGAUGACAUCGAUUGAAAUCAUCGGCUUCGUGAGCGCUGUCGCCGACUUCCUCGACUUGGCCGCCGAGAACAUCACAGUCGCCCGGGAAUUCGGGAAUUCAGGCUCUGCUACAACGAAGGCCGACAUCGACUUGGAGCGCCGCAUCAAGUUGCUCGACGAACAGAUCAAUGCCGUUCAUCUGAGCGGGCCGGAAUUCGCAAAGGAUGGCCACGAGGCCAAGCUGCUCAUUCGUGUAGACAAAUACCACGAUCUCACCGUGCGGCUUCUCUCGCUAUUGGAUGGAUUCAAUUCGGCCAAAUAUGUCCUAGGAAAGGAGGCAAAACAGAGUUUGAUCGACGAAUUGGAAGAUUGGCGGUCAAGAAAUUAUCUUCGAAUAACAAAAGUAAUAAGACACGAUCUGAAACGCCUUCUUCGUGACAGAGGCAACCUAGGGUACAGCCUGAGGGUGGACCUAGAGGCCCUUGAGCACAGAAUUACGCCGUCGGAUAGAGCUGGAGAUAUAUAUAACCUUGGAUUCCUUGGAGUCAUGCGCAACGUUUUCAGCAACUUCAAAACGUGUAUUGUCGAGUACGCGCAGAAGCAGAUUCUUGACGAGCUGCGGGUUGAUGGCAUGAAAAACAGAUUUGAAGAGGUCGAAAAGGCACACGAGAGCUCCUUUGCUUGGAUUCUGGACCCUGAUUCGCCCCUUCAAGGGAACAAAUUUUUCGGUUCAGAGGCGCGCCAGCAGCUUGUGACCUGGUCUCUCCACGGGCACGGCAUCUUCUACAUCUCUGGGAAGCCAGGAUCAGGCAAAUCCACCCUUAUGAAAUAUCUUUGCCAAAGCUCAAAGAUGAAAAGGCAUCUACUCGCUUGGGCGGGUGAAAAGGCCUUGUUGAUGGCGAAUUUCUUCUUCUGGCAGCUCGGAACGGAUAUGCAAAAGUCUCAUGAUGGCAUGCGCCGUGCACUGCUGUUUUCGGUUUUGGAAGAAGUGCCGACACUGAUACAGACUGUGUUUCCGAAACACUACCAGUCUUUCAUGGAGGAACGACCGCUGCAAGUCCGCUCUUCAGACGUGGACGUAGCUCUUAAAUUGCUCCUCGACCAAACCAGCUUCUUAACAUCGCACAAACUUGCCUUUUACAUCGACGGCCUUGAUGAGCUCGACGGAGACCAUGACCAUCUAAUGGCAAUACUUCUCGAAUGGGGCAGGAAUCAUGGAGAGAGUGUCAAGCUCUGUGUGUCAAGUCGAGAAUGGGAGGUAUUCAGACAAAAGCUAGCCGAUUGUCCAAAGAUCCGGCUUCAAGACAUCACAACUCACAAUAUCACCAGCUACGUUAACCAAGAAUUACUAGAAAACGAGGAGUUUUUAAGUUACUCGGAAAAAAGCUCCAAGAUACUGGAACUGGUAAAACACAUCACAGAAAAGGCCGAGGGAUCGUUCUUGUGGGUCAAGAUCGUGCUUCGACGGCUGAAAUGGAGCAUUCUUUCUGGAGACCAAUUAGAAGAUAUCCAGGAGAAAGUUGACGCCCUCCCAAACGAACUCAAAGAUCUGUACCAAUCAAUAUUCGACUCCAUGGGAAACGAAAGCCAAGGCAAACUCGACAGAAUGAGGGCAAUGCGAUCGCUUUUGACUGUCCUCCAUUGCAAGAGGGAACCAGACGAUGACCACCCUCCGUGGCUAUUGAUCUCCCAUUCGUUUCUCAACGACUACGAACACGACCAAGACUUUGCACUGAAGCUUCCGAUUCAACCGAUGCAUCGAACUGUUUUAGACGAGAGGCUAGAAUGUACUCGCCGAUUGGUCUAUCAAAGGUGCAUGGGAAUGCUGGAUACAUUUACCCUAAACACAGACGAUAAGCCGCGUUAUUCACCAGCUGGGCUCGACAUAAAAGCGGUAAAGAAGCAUUCAAAAUUGGAUUUCAGACCAGGAGAUCCGGAAAAGGGGGUUCGUUUGGAGCCCGCAAAGAGCAGGAACGACAGCGACGAUGGUUUAUAUGGCUUCGUUGAUGAUUACUACACUAGUGAUUCCCCCGAUAACAAUGACGAAGACGUUAUUGAGGUUAAGGACGACGAAGACAACGCCAAUCAUCUGCAUAGAAACGCAAAAUAUAAGGAUGAGAGGAAAAUCAACAACCAAUUCCCAUCUCAGAAGGGAAUCAGAUGCGUUCACAAGACCGUUUACGAGUUCCUUGCUCAACCCCAGAUUGAGACGAUAAUGCGCGCCGAAUCGAUGGGUUUCAACGAAGCGGACUUCAAGCUCCAAGCAUUUCUCGCAAUAAUGAAAAUCUUUCGUCCAAGCGUUCAUUAUGCGAGGAGACGCUUUCUCUUCGACUUUGAAUCACUGGUCACCCACUACCAUUCUAUGCUGAGCCAAGUAUCCGAAGCCCGUUUCCUGGCGUUUUUGGAGGAAUUAUCUCGUGUUCUGGAACAUCAUGGAGCUGUCGUUGAACAUAUGUGGUCUCGCUUUAUGGGUGGUGGCCUGACAAGAACGGUGCACCAGGCUUGUCGUCCAGCUUACAGUGAGUUGGUUCUACUAGCUGCAAAGAUAGGCACCUCUAAAGGGCUUUGUUCUCUGAGCGGAAUGCAACUCGCUCGCCGACUCCAACAAAAGAGCAACGACCCGGAUGUUGUUCUUGAUACAUACUUCGAGGGUGCGUUUGACUAUUUCGACAUGGACAAAAAUCAUGAGAAGAUGAAGAGAAGAGCGUAUAAAGCGAGAAUUUAUCAGGAACUCGCUGCAUACUUUGAAGCUGGAGCUUCGCCCAACGCCAGAUCUAACCACGUAGUACGCGGAUGGAAAGAAACGUACAAAAUGACUCUGACCUGUUGGCACAUGUGGUUGAGGGUGAUUUUGGGUCAUGAAGAUGAUGCAGACCUUGCAGAGUCUUUCAUCAAACUAUUCCUUCUGCACGGGGCCGACGCAAAUAUUUGGGUCCGAGUCGACAAGGAGUGGUGCAGUCUCUGGUGGCCGGGUUCGUCGGGUUGGGUGGACAUCUGUGCUACAAGAAGAUAUGACGAGGACGAGGAUCUCUCAGCUGAGAAUGCCCCAUUAGUGUACCAUUUUGUCAAGAAGUACGAGGGUGGAUUUCCUACUGAGCCGCUUGGGAAAUUUCUCCUGGAAUUAUUUCCGCAAGGCGGCCCCGAAAUGAAGCGCUUGGCAGAUCGGAACUUGGGUUCACAAAAGAUGACGGAGCCAUCCUUCAUGAUGGAUGACAUUUGGUGA